AAGUCUUCUACAGCCAUUUCUAAAUGUAUGAUCAUGGGUGCUGCAGGAUCAACAGUAUACUACAACCUGAGACUUAGGCACCCAACAUUAGACAUGCCCCUCAUUGAUUAUGACCUGGCAUUGCUCUUCCAACCCAUGCUCAUGUUAGGAAUCAGCAUAGGAGUUGCCUUCAAUAUUAUAUUUGCUGACUGGAUGGUCACAGUUCUUCUUAUUAUCCUCUUCAUUGGAACAUCAACUAAAGCUUUGUUCAAAGGAGUAGAUACAUGGAAGAAAGAGACAAUAAUGAAGAAGGAAGCAAAGAGGCAGAUGGAAUCAGAGCCAAAACCAGGUGAUGGAGCUGCACAUGAUUAUAAACCUCUACCAAGUGGUCCUGCUUCAAUUCCAGAUGAUGAGGUUCCAUUGCUACAAAACAUUUACUGGAAAGAGUUGGCAUUGCUCAUUUAUGUUUGGUUGGGAUUUCUUGUUGUUCAAAUUCUUAAGGAAUAUGUUGAGACCUGCUCCGUCACAUACUGGAUUUUAAGCUCCUUGCAGGUACCAAUUGCAGCAUCUGUUACAAUCUUUGAAGCCAUAAGCUUAUGCAAGGGGACGAAAGUGAUAGCAUCCAGGGGAAAGGAAAUUACAAAUUGGAAGAUGCAUAUGAUUUUCCUCUACUGUUGUUGUGGAAUAGUAGCUGGUAUGGUUGGUGGACUGCUUGGACUAGGCGGCGGCUUCAUCCUAGGACCUCUUUUUCUCGAAUUAGGGAUACCUCCUCAGGUAGCCAGUGCAACAUCAACUUUUUCAAUGGCAUUCUCAGCUUCAAUGUCAGUUGUACAAUACUACCUCCUCAAUCGUUUUCCAGUCUCAUAUGCUACCUAUUUCACCUUAAUAGCCACCAUUGCUGCCUUCACCGGUCAGCAUAUCAUCAGAAAAAUUAUUGCAAUCAUCGGAAGGACAUCAAUUAUCAUUUUCAUACUGGCUUUGACCAUCUUUGUUAGUGCUAUCAGUUUAGGUGGAGUGGGUAUAGCUGACAUGGUGGAGAAGCUGAUGAAUGAAGAGUACAUGGGAUUCGAAAACCUCUGCAUCCGGUCUUAACAAUGUUGGGCAUGGCAUUGUCUUGCAAUUUCUUGCCAGAGCUACCAUGUGCGCUACAUUCAGCUGCGAAAGACCUAUUCGUUGAUCAUUUUCAACUGAAUGUCGUGGGUUACAUAAGUUUUUGGGCAUUAAAUUAUUGUAUUUCUCCAUGCUGAAGCUUCUUCAGCAAAGAUUCAAAAAGUUGUUUUUGUUUUGUGUCAUUUUCUCCAUGAUUAAUUAUGUAAGAAAAUUAUUCGGUCGAAUAAUAGAAGAUAUUUCAAAAACUCGGAGCUCUAUGUUCCUUCUAUUCUACUUUCAGUUGCAUUGAAUCAGAAAACCGGUUCUACUGUAUGUGACUUUUGGGAGGAAAUCCAUCAGGACAGAAUAACUAUUAAUCCUAACACAUUGCCGCGAGAGAAGAGCUUGAAUGUGGGAGCCGAAAUAAGAAGGGCUUGAGUGUGCUUUCCUUCGAGAGAAUAACUAUUAAUCCUAAGAAUCAAACACCUCGCCGAUCUAAAACCAACAUAUAGCAAUCGAAAUCUAACGUGCUAACCCUAACAUACAUGCAUUUGAUGAUUUUAUAGAGAAUGUGCAAGUUCGUUGAAUUGUAAGUCAACGAGAAUAUCCAUCUAUU
Molecule: messenger RNA, 1684 nt
Organism: Carica papaya (papaya)
Lineage: Eukaryota; Viridiplantae; Streptophyta; Magnoliopsida; Brassicales; Caricaceae
Source: RefSeq, a predicted model, not a curated record